Spirodela intermedia is the source of this 3686-nucleotide messenger RNA. NCBI's taxonomy places the organism in Eukaryota, Viridiplantae, Streptophyta, Magnoliopsida, Alismatales, Araceae. The record is from the annotation of a GenBank genome assembly.
AUGGAGAAGGAGAUUCUGGAGGUUUUCGCGGUUGCAAAGAAGGCGGGAGAUGCUGCGGCGGUGGACGGCGGUUCGUCGGAGGUCUCCCGCUGUUUGGAUGCGCUUAAGCAACUGAAGAAGCUGCCAUUGACGACGAAGGAGCUCGUCGCCACGAAAGUAGGCCGUUAUCAUCCCUGUCCCUCUGUCUCUCUCCCUCUCUUUCUUUCUUUCUUUCUAUCCCCUUCUGAAGACUCGUCUGUCAUGUUUAAUGCUUUUAAUUCUCGAUUAGACUACGGUAUAUCUGUGUUUUUCUUCGAAAUUCAUUCGCGAGGGGUCUUCUGGUUGUUUUUUCGGGUUAUGCUGGAUGCAUGUCAUUAAAAUUUAGUAACGUCUCUUUCCUCGUUUGUGAUGGAUCAUACUCUAGUGCUUCAGGCAUCAGAUAUGACGAAGGGCUUUGUGACUGUAGUUAUUUCUUCUGUUGUAUUCUUUGGGUUGCCAUCAGUGGAAAUUUGGUACGUCCUAAAUAAGUUUACUUUCCAUUGCAUGCUAUGAUGGUUACAAAUCCAUAUGCCGAAACCGUUGUGGUUGCCUUUGCCUUCUCGGAUUUCUGCCCUUCGGGAUGUAUUUUAUAAUAAUGGGAUGCUCACGCUGCAUGCAGCCUAGUGAAAUCUACCUUGUGAGUUUGGGGAAAAUUCAGAGUUUUGAUAUCAGUUUCCGUGCUAGAGAAUCUUGUGUAGGAAUUCGUAGAAAAUCCACUUUACAUCUAAUCCCUUUUUGGUUUAGCUUUGCAUGAUUAUAGUUCUUGAUAACAGAGCAUAGAUGAUGCAAAUAAAAUACUCCUUGGACAGAUAGAUCCUUCCUCUGUCUCUAAACUUCCUCAUGCCUGGUGUUGCUGGAAAUUCAGCUUCAAGUCCUGAUUAAAUGCACGAACGUAGUUAUAGCUUAAAAAAGUUUCCGAAACUUUUAUUGAUCAUUCUGCAUUUCUGUUACGUCCUUACCAAGCUAUUCCAGCGAACUUGAGGCGCCAUUUUUGUAAAAAAGUUUCAUCUAAAGUAUCAAACUUGUAGAAUACACGAGGUGACGUAUGAUUCCACUGGGCAAGCAAAUUAAAAAGUUACGAGGAGGAAAGCCAAAAGCAUCCGAUGAUACAUAACAGGGUCUUCCUUCUAAGGAAGACGAGAACAUUUGGGAACAUGCUAAUGGAGAAAGAGUUUCAGGAGGAUUUGGUUACGAUGAAGUUAUGUGAAAAAAUGGAGUAAUAUUCAAAGGAUCUUAUUGGUUGAGGGAUCAUUAUAACUGCUUGAAGCUUACGUGAGGACUUUGUGGAUUGAAUGCCACUUUAUCCGUCCUAAAUCCACUACAUCAGCUCUUUAGAAUUUUUUUUAAAUUGAUUUUGUUUCAUUAUAUCUUUGUUUCUUCCAUAAUUUAAGAAAUUCUAAGAUAUGGGAGUUCAUAUUUCUGCAUUAUCAGAAUUAAAUUUUUGUUGCUAUUAGGUAACAUGCUGGCAUGAAACUUUCUUAAAACGAUCGGAGGCAUGGAAUUUCAUACUGUAUAAGAGACUUUUCAUAGUCUUUGCCUCUCAGUUUAACUGCCAUUAAGUGGUAUGCGUGGCUAUGGAUUCAAAGCCAUCUAAACCCUGUUGCCUAAAUUAGCAUUUUAAACUCUCUCUCUCUCUCUCUCUCUCUCUCUCUCUCUCUCUCUCUCUCUCUCUCUCUCUCGCUCGUGGACUUUCUGACAUACGUGCACCUUUGCAAAAUAUAUAAGCAUCCAUUCCAGAUCCGCAUGUCCUUCAUUGGGGUGCGGUUGUAGUUUCACACCAUCACAGGAAAAAUACUAAGGCACGAACUAUAAUUUGACACAUUAUGCAUUGUUUUUUUCAUUAUCCCCAGUAAUUCUUUAUUAGUCCAAAUUUUUGGAUCCUGUCUGCCGCUUUCAUUGCUUCUCCUUUCGAGUUCGUCCUUGCAUUUAUUAAAAUGGUGGCGCUAGUUCAAUGAUGUUAUUUUUGCUAUUUUUUCUUUUAAUAUGUUGUGGUCCAUCUGUGAUCUUGUAAAUUAGUUCACUCCUGAUACUAUACAGGAAAUUCAAGGCCUCUUCAUCAUAGCCUAAUCACGUUUGAGAAUGUGAAAUACCUAAGGAACCUCUUCAUCAUAUCGUUUUUCAACUCUUCUGGUUUUAAGGAAAAAAAUUCCAUUAUUCUGAUCGAUGGGGGUGAAAACCCAUGUAUGUUCCCUCUCACUAGGACGGUACAUUGCGCGAGUCUGAAUGGUCAGGAUUAUGUUCCCCUGCUGACAAUGUUUUUCAAUGCAUAAAAAAAUAAUCCUUUCCAGGCUCGGGAUUUUUUUCUGCGACUGAUAUUAUCUGAAUGCAUCAUAAUCUUUACCUAUUCCAGUUUCGGCCGUCUUCAUUUUGUUGUUGAACACAAUGGAUUUAGAAGCUCACUUUCAGCUGACUGUUGUCUAGUUCUCUUGGUUGGAUACGAAUUGCUUGAAAACAUUGCAUCCCUCAGUUGAAUAUGCCUCAAUUUUAUAGCUAGUGCCCAGCUUUCUCAGGCUUCCAAUGUCCUUGCUGGGGGUUCUGAUCAGCAUAAUCGGAACAAAAAUCUGGGCUCAUUCCCUCUGUUUUAUUCUAUUUAUGUUCUUGGGCUUCAUGUUACUUGGCAUUUUUUGUCUGCAAAAAUCAUUUCCGAAUGAUUCCUGAAGAAAUUAUACGCACUGCAUUUUUUUCUUGAACUCUUCAGUCCAGAAGGAAAAUGCGAGGCAAUCUCUGCUUAAAUCGGUUGAUUUCAUCAUAUGUGGCUGCACCUUCGUAACCAGCAUUAAUUAUCCGUGCAGGUGGGUAAAGGAAUCCUCUGCCUCACGAAGCACCCUCAGAAGAAGAUCCAGACAGCGGCUUCGGAGCUCCGCCAGCAUUGGAAGGACUUGGUCCUCGAGGAAGCGGCGAACAAGAGCAAGAAGAGCAACCCUCCGGGGGAGCCGUCGCUGCCGCUGAAGGCCGCUGCCGGAGUAAAGCCCAACAAAUCCGCCGCCGUCCAGAACAGCGGCGAAUCUCUGAAACCUGAGAGGAUUUCUCGAGAAUUCAUUGAGAUGAAGAACGGGGUUUCUGAGAGAGUGAACAACGGAACCAGAGCCGCCACCCGGGAGGAGAAGCUGCCGCCACCACCGCCGAAGCUCUCCUCCAUGGUGAAGUGCAAUGACGAUGUGCGGGACAAGUUCCGGGAGAUGGUGGCAGAGGCGCUGGCGAGGGUCCCCGGCGAGGUGGCUGAGGAAUUGAAGACCGAGGCGGCGGCGCAUGAUCCGAUCCGGGUGGCCGUGGGGGUUGAGUGCCACAUGUUCGAGAAGCUGGGGAAGUCAACGGGGGCGCACAAGGCCCGGUACAGGUCAAUCCUGUUCAACAUGAGGGACCCGAAGAACCCGGACUUGCGGCGGCGGGUGCUGCUGGGGGAGGUCACCCCGGCGGAGCUGGUGGGGAUGGCACCGGAGGAGAUGGCCAGCGACGACAGGAAGCGGCAGAACCAGCAGAUAAAGGAUAAGGCGAUCUUUGAAUGCGAGAGAGGAGCGCCCGCUAAGGCCACCACCGAUCAGUUCAAGUGCGGCCGCUGCGGCAAGAGGAAGACCACCUACUACCAGCUGCAGACCCGUAGCGCCGACGAGCCUAUGACCACCUUCGUCACCUGCGUCGAGUGCAACAACCACUGGAAGUUCUGCUGA